AUGACAACUGUCUCAUCAUCAUUUACAUUAGAUAAACAGAAUCGCAAUAUGAAUGAGCAAACACAAUCAUCAAAUAACAAAAAAGAUUAUAUAAAACGUCGUCGUAUAUCAAUAAUAAAUGAAUAUUUAAUAAGUACGUCUACACAUGGUUUAAAAAGUUUAGGUUUGGCAUAUAAUAGUUGUCAUUUUUUAUUUUGGCUUUUAACAUUUACAUUUGCAUGUGGUUUAAUGUUAUAUUUUAUUGUUCAAUGUUUAAUUGAAUAUUAUCAUUAUCCAACUCAAACAAUAAUUGAAAUUACAUCUGAAACUGAACUAAAUUUUCCAGCUAUAACAUUUUGUAAUUCAAAUCCAUUUCGUUAUGAUAAAAUUAAUGAAUCAUAUAAUAAUUAUUUAUUAAAUACAAAUUGUUCAUAUAUUAAUAAUGAUGUCUAUUGUAUGAAACAAUUUAUAAAUAAUUUAUUUAAUUCAAAUAAUCAAACACAAAUAAUUAAUUAUGGUUAUGAUAUAAAUGAUUUAUUAGUCGGUUGUAAUUAUAAUAUAUUAGAUUGUAGUAAUCAAUCAAAAUACACUCAAUUUAUGUCUCCAUCUUAUGGUAAUUGUUUUACAUUUAAUGCGCAAUUAUUAGCAAAUAAUGGUGAAAAUAAAUUAUUAUUAGCAACAACAACAACGAGUAGUGGUGAUAAUAAUGUUGAAUUCACCGAUUCGUCAAUGAUUUAUUUUUAUGGUGGAGGUACAAAUUGUUUAUUUAUGUCAUUUUAUAU
Didymodactylos carnosus is the source of this 761-nucleotide messenger RNA. The record is from the annotation of a GenBank genome assembly. NCBI's taxonomy places the organism in Eukaryota, Metazoa, Rotifera, Eurotatoria, Philodinida, Philodinidae.